This is a messenger RNA of Gorilla gorilla gorilla (western lowland gorilla), 3108 nucleotides long. RefSeq names its product nucleobindin 2 (gene NUCB2). The coding region runs from base 1742 to 3004 and encodes 420 amino acids. Gene Ontology annotation, molecular function: calcium ion binding. The transcript is spliced from 21 exons. NCBI's taxonomy places the organism in Eukaryota, Metazoa, Chordata, Mammalia, Primates, Hominidae. Gene Ontology annotation, cellular component: endoplasmic reticulum-Golgi intermediate compartment; extracellular exosome. The record is from RefSeq and is a predicted model, not a curated record.
GGUGGCGUGAGCAAGGGAGCUGGGGCGCUGGGGCGCACGGGCCCGGGGGACCAGGGUCUGGCUCUCUCCCGAGCAAUGCUGAGCAGGCUCUGGACGCCUCUCCGUGCACACCCUAGACCUGGGGAGGGGAGCUCUCCGGACACCCCAGCUGGCCGCCCCUCGGGCCCUGAGUCCGAAGCCCCGCUAAACCGGGCCCGGGCACUGAAGUACCCUAUUGUUCUCAUCCCCUCUCCCGGGACCCCGCACCCUCCUCCGUCUAGGCUGAGGUUCCCAGAUUUGUGUCUUGGCCCCUAGCGGCGCCGAGAUUACUUUGUGAUUGGAAGACUGAAAAGAACAGGCAAGACUUAAACUCGUCCACUCCAACCGGUAUUUACCGAGGCCUCACGGUGGGUCAGGUGGUAUACGGUGGGUAAUUAGUAGCCUAUCACGUGGUUUCUGUAAAAUGCUUGGUAGCACGUAAAACGCUUUCAGGUCGGCGUCUCGUUUCAUCCUCACAACAGCCAGAUGAGGAAACUGAGGCACGGAGAGAUAAGUAACUUGCCCGAGGACAUAUGGCUAGUAAGGAGCAGAGCCUAGGCAGUUUGCUCCUGAUUCUAUGCUCCUAACCACCAAGCUUCGCUUUCUCCUUGAGAAAGGACUACAAAGGAAGUGGAGGAAAUACCUGACCCAAACAGGACUUAGAUUCUUCCUACUGAGAAUCUGAAACUUAAUUGGGAACACCCAAAGACAGAAGGAACUAACCUAAUGACAACUUCCAGAAAGAAGGCCGAAGAUCUCCAGCCCCUAGGAUUUAGGCUCUCAACAAAGCUGACUCAGGGUCACCUCUGAAAUGAGUGUGAAGGAAGAAUGGGAGGUUUGAGGAGCAAGGAAAGCAAACACAUUUUGAGUUUCUCAGCUGAGCCAAAGGAAAUCAAGAAAUCUCCUGGAAUCAAGGAAAUCAAGGAAUCAAUUACUUACACCAAGCUGAGCAAGAGACAACAUGAAGGCAGAGGUAGCAGUAAUCACACAGGAUUUCCAAGGGUCUCACUCUGUGGCACAAUGAUCAUGGUUCACUGCAGCCUCGGCCUUCUGAGCUCAAGUGAUCCUCCCGCCUCCGCCUCCUGAGUAGCUGGGACUACAGAUGUGCGACACAGCACCUGGCAAAUUUUUAAGUAUUUUCUUCAGACUGAAACAUCAUUGUGUUAAAGAUAAAAAAGAAAAAAAUAUUCUUGUAGAGAUAGGAUCUCACUGUUGUCCAGAUUGGUCUCAAAUUUUUGAGCUCAAGCCAUCCUCCUGCCUUGGCCUCCCAAAGUGCUGGCAUUACAGGGUGAAAAAAACUAAUCGGCAGAAUGAAACUUUGUAAACAGCCUGUGGCUCCAAAAGCUUCUGGAAGGCUCAAGCUACCCAUGUGCAUCUUUGAGCCUCAGUUUCCCCAUCUUUAAAAUGAGGGGUUUGGAAUAGAUGUCUGUUCUCUGGGGCAGGAUGCAGAGGAAAGAGCUGUCUGCGAAUGGGCGAGAGAGAAGAACGUGUUACGAGUCAGUUUUUAGUGAAAAAACAUCGAGCUAGGAGCCAAGACCCAUCUCUUCACUAUUUUGGUAUUGUGCAAGUCAUCUUACCUCUCUGGAUCUCAGUUGUCUCAUCUGUAAAAAGGAGAUAAAAAUUAUUUACCUGCCUGAAUGUCCGUAUCUCUCUUAUGAAAGAAGAGGGUGAUAAAGGAAAGGAGAAGGCCAUUCUUACUGACCUGAUAGUGGAAGAAAAGUAGAUGAGGUGGAGGACCAUCCUGCUACAGUAUUGCUUUCUCUUGAUUACAUGUUUACUUACUGCUCUUGAAGCUGUGCCUAUUGACAUAGACAAGACAAAAGUACAAAAUAUUCACCCUGUGGAAAGUGCGAAGAUAGAACCACCAGAUACUGGACUUUAUUAUGAUGAAUAUCUCAAGCAAGUGAUUGAUGUGCUGGAAACAGAUAAACACUUCAGAGAAAAGCUCCAGAAAGCAGACAUAGAGGAAAUAAAGAGUGGGAGGCUAAGCAAAGAACUGGAUUUAGUAAGUCACCAUGUGAGGACAAAACUUGAUGAACUGAAAAGGCAAGAAGUAGGAAGGUUAAGAAUGUUAAUUAAAGCUAAGUUGGAUUCCCUUCAAGAUAUAGGCAUGGACCACCAAGCUCUUCUAAAACAAUUUGAUCACCUAAACCACCUGAAUCCUGACAAGUUUGAAUCCACAGAUUUAGAUAUGCUAAUCAAAGCGGCAACAAGUGAUCUGGAACACUAUGACAAGACUCGACAUGAAGAAUUUAAAAAAUAUGAAAUGAUGAAGGAACAUGAAAGGAGAGAAUAUUUAAAAACAUUGAAUGAAGAAAAGAGAAAAGAAGAAGAGUCUAAAUUUGAAGAAAUGAAGAAAAAGCAUGAAAAUCACCCUAAAGUUAAUCACCCAGGAAGCAAAGAUCAACUAAAAGAGGUAUGGGAAGAGACUGAUGGAUUGGAUCCUAACGACUUUGACCCCAAGACAUUUUUCAAAUUACAUGAUGUCAAUAGUGAUGGAUUCCUGGAUGAACAAGAAUUAGAAGCCCUAUUUACUAAAGAGUUGGAGAAAGUAUAUGACCCUAAAAAUGAAGAGGAUGAUAUGGUAGAAAUGGAAGAAGAAAGGCUUAGAAUGAGGGAACAUGUAAUGAAUGAGGUUGAUACUAACAAAGACAGAUUGGUGACUCUGGAGGAGUUUUUGAAAGCCACAGAAAAAAAAGAAUUCUUGGAGCCAGAUAGCUGGGAGACAUUAGAUCAGCAACAGUUCUUCACAGAGGAAGAACUAAAAGAAUAUGAAAAUAUUAUUGCUUUACAAGAAAAUGAACUUAAGAAGAAGGCAGAUGAGCUUCAGAAACAAAAAGAAGAGCUACAACGUCAGCAUGAUCAACUGGAGGCUCAGAAGCUGGAAUAUCAUCAGGUCAUACAGCAGAUGGAACAAAAAAAAUUACAACAAGGAAUUCCUCCAUCAGGGCCAGCUGGAGAAUUGAAGUUUGAGCCACACAUUUAAAGUCUGAAGUCCACCAGAACUUGGAAGAAAGCUGUUAACUCAACAUCUAUUUCAUCUUUUUAGCUCCCUUCCUUUUUCUCUGCUCAAUAAAUAUUUUAAAAGCA